AUGUCUCCGUCGGUAUCUCUCAUCGGCGACGUCUCCUUCGGUGGCUCUUGUCGGCGACCUCUCCAUCGGUGGUUCUCCUGGAGGCGACAGAGCUCUCUCUCGGUGGCUCUUUCGAAAUCGAAAGUUUGUUGGUUCUGUCACUCGAUGGGUCUUCUCCUCGAAGAUUUCCCUCGGUGGCUUAAAUCGAAGCUUUCACCUCAAAUCGAAAGUCAGCUCCCUAACAAUGAAUAUCCAACUCAGUUUCUGAGUUUUUCACCUACUCCAGACGUUGGAGGAUCUGCUUCACAUGCACAAACUGGUGAGGACCGUAAGCAAAGGUGCAAGUGGUCAACAGCUGAAGACCUGGUCCUCAUUAGUGCAUGGUUGAACACCUCCAAAGAUCCACUCGUUGGAAAUGAGCAAAAGGCAGGAACCUUUUGGAAGAGGAUUACGGCUUACUAUAACGCAAGUCCCAAGGUGGUUGGUUUGGCUCCAAGAGAGCAGACCCACUGUAAGCAAAGGUGGGGGAAGAUAAAUGAAGGUGUCUGCAAGUUUGUGGGGUCAUUUGAAGCUGCAACAAAACAGAGGACCAGUGGCAAGAAUGAAGAUGACAUUUUGAAGGCUGCACAUGAUAUAUUCUCCAACGAUUACAAGGUGAAGUUCUCAUUGGAACAUGCGUGGAUGGAGCUUAGGAAUGAUCAGAAAUGGUGUGGGACUCAAGGAAGUAGUCAACAAAGCUCAGGUUCGAAAAGAAAGAGGGUGGGGGAAGAACAAUCUUUUCAGUCAUCAGCCUCUAUGCCCAGUGUUAAUGGGGAGGAUGAAGCAAUGGAUAGGCCUAUUGGUGUUAAAACUGCAAAGGCGAAGGCUAAAAGGCCAGUGGGAGAAGAACUGAAGAUUCCGCAAGGGUUUUAA
Brassica napus (rape) is the source of this 891-nucleotide messenger RNA. RefSeq names its product glutathione S-transferase T3-like. The transcript is spliced from 3 exons. NCBI's taxonomy places the organism in Eukaryota, Viridiplantae, Streptophyta, Magnoliopsida, Brassicales, Brassicaceae. The record is from RefSeq and is a predicted model, not a curated record. The coding region runs from base 1 to 891 and encodes 296 amino acids.